This is a messenger RNA of Trematomus bernacchii (emerald rockcod), 486 nucleotides long. Its product is annotated as proline-rich proteoglycan 2-like. The coding region runs from base 70 to 486 and encodes 138 amino acids. The transcript is spliced from 3 exons. The record is from RefSeq and is a predicted model, not a curated record. NCBI's taxonomy places the organism in Eukaryota, Metazoa, Chordata, Actinopteri, Perciformes, Nototheniidae.
AAAAAAGUCAAAAUUCUGACUUUAAUCUCAAAACAAAAAAACCCUACUUUUUGUCAGAUCUAAAACAAAAUGCACAUGUGGCUCUCAUGCUCUUCCACACAGAUUACACAGCUGCCUGGGCCUAGUGGCCCACAGGCGGCGUUUAUCCAGCAGCCAGAACCUCCAUCUGUGCCUGCCCCCAGGUCAAGAUCUACCGUGGCUCAAGGGCCUUCACCAGAGCCAACACCAUCAAGGACUGGAGGACCAGCAUCACUACAGCUGCCUCUGCCUCCAUCUGUGCCUGCCUCCAGCUCAAGAUCUACAGUGGCUCAAGGGCCUUCACCAGAGCCAACACCAUCAAGGACCAGAGGACCAGCAUCACUACAGCUGCCUCUGCCUCCAUCUGUGCCUGCCACCAGGUCAAGAUACACCCCGGCACAAAGGCCUCCACCACAGCCAUCACCAUCAACCCAGCCAGCAAAGAAGUCUCGCCUAGCACACUUGUAG